Silurus meridionalis is the source of this 1178-nucleotide messenger RNA. RefSeq names its product protein FAM107B. NCBI's taxonomy places the organism in Eukaryota, Metazoa, Chordata, Actinopteri, Siluriformes, Siluridae. The transcript is spliced from 5 exons. The record is from RefSeq and is a predicted model, not a curated record. The coding region runs from base 92 to 580 and encodes 162 amino acids.
UGAUUAGAUGGCUAAUGCCAUUACGUGCAAAUGCUGAGUAAAAUUUCUGCUCGAACCCCCCACAAGCGAUUGUGUCUGUACUGGUGUUUACAUGUGCUUUAGAGUAACUAGCUCCUUACUGAAAAAGAGUAUGCUGCUUUACUACGUACCGCAGAUGGUUUCACCAAGAGGUUUAGAGAGAAAUGAUCACACAGAACACUCCAGGUCUGAACCUGUAGCACAGCAGCAGAUAAUGGAAAACCCUGAUCAUCUGAUUCGGCCCAAGAAACCGUCGAACCCUGUUCUAGAGUCACCGAGCCACCGAGUGCUGCACCGGGAACUUCGUGUCAGCCACAGAUGGGGUCUGCUACCUGCUGAGAAGUGUGAGCUACAGAGGGUGAUGGAGCACAGAAGGGUGGAACAGCAGAGGGAGAGAGAAGAGGCUCUGAGACCCCUCACCGAUCUGGAGCAGGAACUGAGCAAAAGACGGCAGAGAUUACUUGCGUAUGAACUGGAGGAACAGAAGAGACAAGAGGAUCUGAAGAACGUACCAGAAUUUGUGCGUGUGAAGGACAACCUGAGACGUGUCCGCGCGUCCUGAAGGAAUCCCAAUCAUUUGGAUUUUGUUUGCAAAUUAAUUGUAGAACUAAUUAAAGGAAAGUUUUUUUGUAAUGCUCCUUAAUAGCCUCAAGUGAGUUGGAAUUUCAUUAGAAUUUUAUUAUAAAACAAAUUACAUGAUCAGAUGCACUGCGUAACAAAAAACGCUUGGUAUCACGAUGGAGGUAUAAUCUGUGGCUCAGUAACAAUUGAGAGUGUUAUUAAUACAGCACACUGACAUAAAAAAAAUCUCAGACAGGCAGAAAGAAAACAUCUCAUGUACACAACAUUGCCUGCUACAGUUUUUCAUAAACAGAGCUUGUUGAAUUAGAUAUAACGUUAUUGAAUUGAGCAAUGGGUCUGUUUGUUAGUGUCAGAGAAAAAAAAUUUAAACGAUGAAGAGUUGGAGGAAGGGAAAGAAGGUAUACAGCAGCUAAAAUAAGCAAAUAGACAAAUCCAUUUCUGUUUUUCUGGGCAUUCUGACAGCUCCUUUGUUCCAGUUCAGUUUUGCAUGAACGUCUUGCACAUGGCAUUGGCACAAUCCAAAUAAAUAAUCAUUAAUAUUAAAUAAACGUAGUUUAAAUUGUAACCGUGAUCCACAA